This is a messenger RNA of Arabidopsis arenosa, 3581 nucleotides long. Lineage: Eukaryota; Viridiplantae; Streptophyta; Magnoliopsida; Brassicales; Brassicaceae. The record is from the annotation of a GenBank genome assembly.
AAUUGCACAAGUGUCGAAGCUACAGAUCACAAAAGAAGAGAAAGAUGACGUCACCGAGUCAUGCCCCUGAUCGCGGCGACGGCGACUCGGUCGAGAAUCAAUCUCCUGAGCUCAGGAAGGAUCCAGUAACUAACCGCUGGGUCAUAUUCUCUCCCGCCCGAGCCAAGAGACCGACUGAUUUCAAAUCCAAAUCUCCCCAGAACCCUAAUCCUAAACCUUCCUCGUGCUCCUUUUGCAUCGGUCGUGAGCAAGAGUGUGCUCCGGAGAUAUUUCGUGUGCCAGAUCAUGACCCGAAUUGGAAACUCCGGGUCAUCGAGAAUCUCUACCCGGCUCUAAGUAGGAAUCUCGAGACCGAAGCGAAGCAAGGUGAGACGGGUACGGGUCGGACUAUAGUCGGAUUCGGAUUCCACGACGUGGUGAUCGAAUCCCCUGUUCAUUCGAUUCAGCUCUCCGAUAUCGAUCCGGUUGGUAUCGGCGAUGUCUUGAUCGCGUAUAAGAAGAGGACCGAUCAGAUUGCGCAACAUGAUUCCAUCAAUUACAUUCAGGUUUUCAAGAACCAAGGUGCGUCAGCUGGAGCAUCAAUGAGUCACUCCCACAGUCAGAUAAUGGCUCUACCAGUUGUUCCUCCAACAGUUUCUUCACGCCUUGAUGGUACCAAGGAUUAUUUCGAGGAGACUGGGAAAUGUUGUCUUUGUGAAGCUAAAUCAAAACAUUUUGUGAUUGAUGAGUCGUCCCAUUUUGUUUCGGUUGCUCCUUUCGCUGCUACGUAUCCCUUUGAGAUUUGGAUUAUUCCAAAGGAUCAUUCUUCCCAUUUCCAUCAUCUCGAUGACGUCAAGGCUGUGGACCUUGGAGGACUUCUGAAACUCAUGCUUCAAAAGAUAGCCAAGCAACUUAACGAUCCCCCGUAUAAUUAUAUGAUCCACACUUCUCCCCUCAAGGUCACAGAAUCACAACUACCUUACACGCAUUGGUUCUUACAGAUUGUACCUCAGCUUUCUGGGAUAGGUGGGUUUGAGAUUGGCACAGGAUCAAAGCGUAGAUCUUCGCCGUCGGAGACAAUGGGAAUCUCGACGCAGUCUCACGGAAUCCAAUCGAUGCUUAAAGAAGGUUACAGACAUCUCUCCGGUCUCGAUGAGGCCGUCAUUAAAAACAUCGAAGCUUGCAAGGAGCUUUCCACCAUUACCCGCACUUCUCUUGGCCCCAAUGGAAUGAAUAAAAUGGUUAUCAAUCAUUUGGAUAAGCUAUUUGUCACAAAUGAUGCUGCCACUAUUGUGAAUGAACUUGAGAUUCAGCACCCAGCUGCCAAAAUUCUGGUGUUAGCUGCUAAGGCUCAGCAAGAAGAGGUUGGAGAUGGAGCCAAUUUGACCAUUUCUUUUGCUGGAGAGCUUCUUCAAAACGCUGAGGAGCUUAUUAGGAUGGGAUUGCAUCCGAGUGAGAUCAUUAGUGGAUAUACUAAAGCAAGCAUUAAGGCUGUUGAAUAUUUGGAGGAGCUUGUUGAGAGUGGUUCUGAGUCUAUGGAUGUACGUAAUAAAGAGGAAGUUGUGUCUAGGAUGAGAGCAGCUGUUGCUAGCAAGCAAUUUGGUCAAGAGGAGAUUAUAUGUUCUUUAGUCGCUGAUGCGUGCAUUCAAGUCUGUCCCAAGAAUCCAACAAAUUUUAAUCUGGAUAAUGUCCGUAUUUCGAAACUUUUGGGAGGAGGUUUGCACAACUCGUGUAUAGUCCGUGGCAUGGUCUUGAAAAGUGAUGCCAUUGGGAGCAUUAAGCGAAUGGAGAAGGCGAAGGUUGCUGUGUUUGCUGAUGGUGUUGAUACUACAGCAACUGAGACUAAAGGAACUGUCCUGAUUCACAGUGCUGAGCAGCUGGAGAACUAUGCGAAAACAGAAGAAGCUAAGGUUGAGGAAUUGAUAAAAGCCGUUGCUGAAUCAGGAGCUAAAGUAAUUGUUAGCGGAGGAUCAGUUGGUGAAAUGGCAUUGCAUUUUUGUGAGCGCUACAAGUUAAUGGUCUUAAAAAUUAGCUCAAAGUUUGAAUUGCGGCGUUUCUGUCGUACAACCGGGGCAGUCGCUCAAUUGAAGCUAAGCCGACCAAGCCCUGAUGACCUUGGCUAUGUUGAUUCUAUAUCAGUAGAAGAAAUUGGUGGUGUGAGAGUCACCAUUGCAAGAAAUGAGGAGGGCGGUAACUCCAUUUCUACAGUAGUUUUGCGUGGAAGCACAGAUAGCAUAUUGGACGACCUCGAAAGAGCUGUGGAUGACGGAGUUAAUACGUACAAGGCCAUGUGCAGGGACAGCCGCAUUGUUCCUGGAGCUGCAGCUACUGAAAUAGAAUUGGCUCAAAGAUUGAAGGAAUAUGCCAAUGCAGAAACUGGGUUGGACAAAUAUGCCAUCUCCAAAUUCGCAGAGAGCUUUGAAUUUGUGCCUAAAACCCUUGCAGAUAAUGCCGGCCUCAAUGCAAUGGAGAUCACAGCUUCUCUGUACACUGGACAUGGAUCUGGAAACGCAAAACUUGGCAUCGACUUAGAGGAAGGUGUUUGUAAAGACGUCUCAGAUACAAAAGUAUGGGAUCUUUAUUCCACCAAGUUAUUCGCUCUUAAGUAUGCUGCAGAUGCUGCAUGCACCGUGCUACGCGUAGACCAGAUUAUAAUGGCUAAACCAGCAGGUGGGCCGAGGAGAGAUGCAGCUGCAGCCGCUGCAGCUUCGUCAGUUUCGUCUCUCGCCGGCCGAGUCGCGAUAGUCACCGGUUCUUCUCGCGGAAUCGGCAGAGCCAUAGCCAUACACCUCGCCGAGCGCGGUGCCAAGGUAGUCAUCAACUACACCACCAGAUCCACUGAAGCCGAUCAAGUCGCCGCGGAAAUCAACUCAUCCCCCGGCGCCGGUCAGGAACCGAUAGCCUUCGUAUUCCGCGCCGAUAUCUCAGAGCCAAGCCAGGUCGAGUCUCUCUUCGACGCGGCGGAGAAAGCCUUUAACUCGCCUGUUCACAUCCUGGUAAACUCAGCUGGAAUCCUCAAUCCCAAUUACCCUACCAUCGCCAACACUCCCAUUGAAGAUUUCGAAAGCAUCUUCAAGGUGAAUACAAGAGGAUCAUUCUUGUGUUGUAAAGAAGCUGCGAAAAGGCUAAAACGUGGAGGCGGUGGUCGGAUUAUAAUGCUAACGUCUUCAUUAACCGAGGCGUUAAUCCCGGGGCAAGGAGCUUACACAGCAUCAAAGGCUGCUGUUGAAGCAAUGGUGAAGAUUCUUGCUAAGGAACUUAAAGGUUCAGGAAUCACUGCAAACUGUGUUUCUCCAGGGCCUGUUGCGACUGAGAUGUUUUUUGACGGGAAGAGCGAGGAGACGGUGAGGAAUAUCAUUGAGAGGAGUCCUUUUGGUAGGCUUGGUGAGACUAAAGAUAUUGCUUCUGUUGUUGGUUUCUUAGCUAGUGAUGGUGGUGAGUGGAUCAAUGGACAAGUUAUUGUUGCUAAUGGUGCAUUCCUCAAAUGAAUAUGGUUUGUUCUGUUAUUGGAUUAGUUUAUCAGAGAGAAAAUAUGUUUCUUUACCUGAAAAUUUAAAGUAUUGAAGUUGUGUUCUAAUCAUCCAUAAAGAAGUUUGAAACUG